Phialemonium atrogriseum is the source of this 1489-nucleotide messenger RNA. RefSeq names its product putative alcohol dehydrogenase protein. Gene Ontology annotation, cellular component: cytoplasm. The transcript has 2 exons. The record is from RefSeq and is a predicted model, not a curated record. Bases 162 to 1316 code for a protein of 384 amino acids. NCBI's taxonomy places the organism in Eukaryota, Fungi, Ascomycota, Sordariomycetes, Cephalothecales, Cephalothecaceae. Gene Ontology annotation, molecular function: alcohol dehydrogenase (NAD+) activity.
CGACAACCCCUGCUUAUGCUAUGCAUGCAUGGGGACUACCAGUAACUCUGGAGAGGGCAUUCAAGGAAGAAAUCGCCUCGAAAAGAGAAUGAACUGAAACGUACACACUAUAUGCACAACAUUGGUUCCUCUCAAAUAAGGAACAAAAGAAGCAAGCAAAAAUGGCAGCUUCAGCCGGUCCCCUCCCACAGCUCAUGAAGGCACAGUUCCUGGACGCCUUCAACACCCCCUAUGCACUCCGCUCCGUCCCUCUCCCGGAGCUCAGCUCCCCCCACGACAUCCUUAUCAAAGUCGACGCCGCCUCCUACUGCCACACCGAUGCCGUCCUCGCCGCCGGGCAGAUGCUUCCCAACCCGCCCUCGUUUCCGCACAUCGGCUGCCACGAAUUCGCCGGAACCAUUGUGGGCCUACCACCAAACUCCUCCCCGUCCUCUUCUCCCUCGUUCCGGAUAGGCGACCGAGUCGGCGUGCCGGGCCGCUCGUUCCACCCCUGCGGCACCUGUUUCGAAUGCGCAUCCGGUCCCACCCCCGAAGAGCCCGACGCUGAUCCGCCCGGGUACUCUGUGUACUGCCCACGCUCGCAUAACAACGGGCUGAGCGGCCCCGGUGGUUUCAGGGAGUACGCCGUCGUGGACAGCCGUCAGGUGGCGCCCAUCCCAGAAGGCAUGUCUGCAGUCAACACGGCCGCGCUCAUGUGUGCCGGUGUCACGGUCUACGCCGCCCUGAAGCGGUGUGGUUUGAAACCCGGGCAGCGAGUCGGUGUCAUGGGGUGUGGCGGGGGAUUGGGCCAUCUGGGGCUCCAGUUCGCCGUCAACAUGGGGCUCAAGGUCGUGGGCGUCGACAAUGCGGAUGCGCCGCUGCAGCUGGCCAGGAGCAUCGCCGAGGGCGCAAGGAUAGUAGACGCAAGAGCCGAAAAGGCAGCCGACGUCGUGACUCAGCUCGGCCAAGAAGACGGGAAACAGGACAGGGGGGACAUGGGCCUGGACGCCGUCAUCGUUCUGCCAGAGAGCCAGGCGGCCUUUGACUACGGCGUCGCUCUCCUCAGAAACCACGGAAAGUGCAUCGUCGUCUCCUUUCCGGAGAAGGGAUUCCACCUCUCCGCUCGAGAUGUCGUAUUCCGGGACAUUUCCAUCGUGGGUAGUCUCGUGGGCAGCAACAAGACGUUGAGAGAGAUGCUGCAGUUCGCUGCAGAACAUAACGUCAAGGCAAACAUCAAGACGUUCCCCCUGUCUAGAUUGAACGACUUGGUGACCGAGUACCACAGGGGACGAGGUGGGAAACUUGCCAUUGACAUGGCUCUUCCCGAUGGACCCUGAAGUGGUCAUAGAAGAAGGAGUAGCAGCAUCGGCAUUUAGGUAGCUUCCAACAUGUCCGCGUAAAUGUUCAAAGAACUCCCAAUCACAUCGACUAUCGCCCAUGUCUGAGCCCCUCUGAAGAUGGUUGCCCACACCCUCAACACCCCUGCAUUGAGGUACCUGGCCAUCUCCGG